AUGCUCCUUACAUUCUGGUUUGUGAUUCUUUUUGCAACCUUCCAGAACGCUGGAGCUAAUGACAAGGCCAGUAUUUCUUUCGGGGUAUAUUUGGAGACAUUUAAUUAUCACCUCAGCUCCGUAAAUAUAGCUCGUGCACAGAAGAAUACUGACCUCAUUAUUACAGUGUCAAUUAUUCAAGGUUCCAUUAUCGUCAUUGUAACAGCAGCGAGGAAGAUCCAAGGCCUUUCCUCCACCGACUCCCUCGAGGGUGCUGUGACGGCCUGGCUUGUGCAUGCAUUUGUCUCAGCGCUCAUCCCAGGCAGCCUUGCUCAGUCCACCAUUAUGAAACCAGAUUUCAUUCGGCAGUUCCAGUUGGCUUGCAAUCACGGCACACAAGCUAUUCAAGACUUCCUGAGCUCGUGCCCUGUGGCCGUGGAAUGGUGGGCCGAAGCUGCGCGCAGCCUUAAUCCAGAAAAUUUCAAAGAUGAGGGAGUUCUCAAGAUGCUUAAUGACAUGAGAAAUCUUAACCAAUUCUUCUGCCUCUCCAGUACCAAUGUCCAUGUUCCUACAGGGAUUUCGGCAACAUCUGAAGCCACAAUUCAGCCUUUGCCUUUGCCCUUGCCUGCGAAUCCCCUGCCCGCUCAACAAACGCCAGCAGGUCCCAGUACCAAGGAAGCUUUCGUGCAAUACUUUCAUGAACGAUUUCAGGGAGUAGACAUGGACGUGACUGUCAAAUUCCUUAUGCAAAAUCUGCAUUCUGUGCCAGAGGAGUGGCAGAAGGUGCUCUUCGGCAGUCUAGCUCCAGAGUUUAAAAAGGAGCUUGGUCAUGCAUUGACUCGUGCAAAGGCUUCAGCAGCUAGCAAAACUUUACCUGUGACCAGUGCCGCGACACCAAAUACCUCCUCCGACCGUGUGCCAACCGUUGUGCAGCAAAGUCGAACCACUACUGCCAGCAAUGCUGUUACACCUGCAACUGCGCACACUACGUCUGAGUCGUCAAAGUCGAUUCCCGUACCCCCCAGACCGUCUGUGACUAAAAAUACACAGGCUAAGUCCACGAGUGUACAACCCCCAAGGGCGUUGACUUCAAAUCGCACUGCUGCAACUACUGUUGCUCCAUUGGCUACCAAGGCAACCCCCGCACCUCAUGCACGCAAAACAUGUAUGGAGUUCUUCAAGCUGCGGAACCCUGAAAUAUUCACGUCAAAGUCUCUCGACAGCAGAAUGGGUUUUCUCCCCUGA
Molecule: messenger RNA, 1224 nt
Organism: Suillus discolor
Lineage: Eukaryota; Fungi; Basidiomycota; Agaricomycetes; Boletales; Suillaceae
Exons: 8
Coding region: 1-1224 (407 amino acids)
Source: RefSeq, a predicted model, not a curated record